AGGUCAAAGGAUACGGUUUUUCAAGGUUAGACAAUGUCGAUUAACUAUUCUGGGAGAAAGGUAGUUUUUUAAUGGUUAUAUUGUCAUAAUAUUUUGUUUUAAAUAAUUUUCUGCGUGUCUGUAUGCCAUUUUGCUCAGGUAGGGUUGGUUGAUCCGUAAAGCAUGAACACUUGUAUCAUAUUCAAUAAACCUUAAGUACUGUGACUAAUAUAAGGUUUUUACUUUUUCGGAAAAGACAGGAAAUCAAAUUUCGCACAUCAUGCUUGUGGCAUAAACUUUUCACAGCCUCUAAAAUGAGUGAUCGCAACUGGAAUUUUUUAUCUAUGUUUCUUUCCACACUUAAGUAUUAUCAUAUAUAUGAAGCUACUACAUCUUUAUAAUACUUACGUUACCAUGAUUCAAUUUAAUGCGCGUGUGAGUUCUGCUGCACUAACAUUAAAACGAUUUGAAACUCAUAUAUACCCAUCGUCUCGUUUUUCAAUAGGUGGAUAUAUUCCAGCACUUUCUUGCUCUUAAUCUUCGUGCUUAGACAUCUUUGUUUUGGAUUUGGUUGUGAAAUUAAAAUGUCUGUAAAAAUAAAGGAUAUAAUUUUUGCAAGUCGUCUUAAUUGAAGUGUUGUUCGUCCGCAUAUCCGAUUUAUCUCCCUGACUUGGUUGUUUACUCACACUGAAACAAACGGAUUUUUCCCGAAUGACAAUAGAUUUAGGAUUUUUAACAAACAAGGAAAAACGCAAGCUCGUACGUUUUGAAUUCCCUUUAUGGGAUCCGAUUCAAAAGAUUCAGUAGUAGUGAGAUAAAUAUAAAGUCUUUCAAAGAUAUAAAGUGUUUGUAUGAUAAACAACGUAAAAUAACUUAAUUAUGAAGGUUUAGGCAAACAAAAAGCAUAAGCGUCUAGAUGUAUUUGAUAGAUUUACAGUUUAGGAACUUGAAAUGCCAUCGUAGGGUAAAAUGAACCUCUGAACAUUAACUAGAAACUCUUCAACCCUUCACAUGAUUCACACCAAAAGUCAAAUACUUUAGAAUUAAAUGCAAUGUUUUUAUGUUUUAAGAUGUUGUUUUUCAUUACUGUAUCGUCUUCGCGACUUAUAUCAAAACAGUCCAUCAGUGUCAAUUGAUGAGGUCCUAUAUUAAUUAGUGAUCUAAGUAAAUUUUACAUCAUUAACUUGACAAGGUUUCAUUUUUCAUUCAAGCUUGGGCAGUAUUCAUAGCGCUAGUGAGAAAUCGUAAUUUAGUAAAGUGACCUUAUCAAUAGUCCUAACUAAUCGUUUCAUGUUGAAAAAGCAAACUUGUUUUCGAUAUUUCGAAGCAUUUUCCUAGGGAACCUUGUAUCUGUCUAUCGUUCAGUCUAAAGUUUAGGUUUACUAAUGAGUGAUUUAAUUACCACUGGAAAUGUUUCCGUUUUCGAGUGAAUCUGGAAAGUACUGUCGUUUAGCCAAUGAUCAAUGAUUUUCUUUCGUAAAAAUGUUUACAUGAAACCUUUAUUAUUUGUAACGAAAAGACCGAAGUUUAGUCCUUCCAGCGUGCUCGAAAUUCCAAGGUUCAAAAAUUCAACUUGAAACGACCGAUAUACGAAUUUUCAUAAUGUAUUCCAAUAGAGUCGGAAGAAAUGUGUUAUUCACUCUCUCUCAUUGACUGUUAGGUUUAUAAACAUCGAUUGAUAAAUUGACUUGAUAAAUUCCUAUUGUUAGCUAUCAAUAAGAUCUGUCCUACCAAGUACAUUGGUAGAUAGCUGAAGUCUAUGGAUGUCUAUUUUGCCUAGAAGCCGUAUUUUAUAGCCAAAGAACUCUUUCAAGGUCUAUUCUUGUAUUUUUUUGAGAAAUAUGAUUUUCCAAUAAAUAUACUAUCAUCCUCUUCAUCCGGCCUUUGAUCUAUGGAUAUGUCAAGAACAAAUCCACUCUUUUGAUCAUACCAAUGUCUAUCUUGACAUGUAUUUGCCCUUGCGGAGCAGGUUGAAUGUAACGCUUCCUUGAUGUCAAAAGAAAUGCACAGGUCGAUAAAUAGCCCAAUUCUGGAGCACCUUUUUAUUCAGUUCACAUUCUCGCAUCACCAUCUUUCCUAGUUAUCUGCAGAGUUAAUUGAACUGUGUCAAAUGAGGUACAAGUAACGUUUUACGCACCUCAGAUGCUUUAUCAACUCACCAAUUUAGGUCUAAACACCGCGUUCGAAAGCAACAUGCCCAGCAUUUUACCCUUUUAUUGUUUCAACCUUCCUACUCUAGGUAAUAAUUGCAACUGACUAACUUUUUAUUUCCCAUACUUAAUAAUCAUCAUUAUUAUUCUUAAUUAUGCUAUAAUUACUACUUGACUGCCAUCGUAACAUCUAAUUUUUGUCUUCCUCUUCAUAUUCAUUGAGUGAUCAAGGAAUUAGAGAGUAAGUUCAGAGGCUGCUAUGAUUACUUUUGGCAUAAUAAUAUUACCAAAAAGACUCAGCGUUAGUAGAGUGAAGACAAAUGUUUCCAGUAGAAAGUUUGAAUAAAAAAUAAGCGGUUGAUUAGCACAAAUGGGUCUAAUCCAUAUUUAAGUUAUGAAUUUUUUGACGAGUUUUUUACGUGAGAUAAUCUAACUUUAUUAAGUUAGAUGAUGCAUGGCUUCUUAGUUGUAUCAUAAUAAAAUACCUUCAAAGCGCCAUAAGACAUUUACUCACUGGAAACACAACGACAAAUUUGGAGAUAUUCUCUCUGUUCUACGAACGUUGUAGUCUUAUUAGUUUACUGAGUAUAUGUUUGUCAUCCUUUCUUUUCAACUCUCAGUCUCAAAGCUAUCGGGUUAAACAUGUGUACAUGACGAAUGAAAGUGUAGUUUGUUCGUAUACCGACUACGAGGUUCUGAAGUACUUUGGUUUAGUUUAGCCAAUAACUAACACGCACAUAGUGUAUUACUAGACGGCGUCAUCCAUUAUAUACGUUUCGUAUGGUUAGUUUAAGUCAAUUUUUCGUUAAUUUUUAACCGUAAACUAUUUGUAUUUUUAUGAAUGAUUAACUACAACUUUUUAUUAAAGAACAUGGAGUCAUGUCCAAUGAAUUUGACUUUAGUAAGUAAAGCAAACGGUCAUUUCUAUUGAUCUUUUAUUAUUUAAUACUGUAUGCACGUAUACGCACAUUUAUGUGCCCUAAAACACUGUUGGAAAUUAUGAACACUUCCGACGCAAAUUUAGAUAUUACAUUAUGGUCUUUUUGGAUUACUAUUUUCCUCCAGUCAAUGAAACCACUUAAUCAACUAAAAACUAUUCACAACGAACACUAUGCCAAACUUCAGAGCAAACAUGCUUCAGAAACAGAAUUAUUAGAUGAUAUGAGAAUGUACUGUAAACAAAGGGCAUCAAUCGAACGUGAAUACGGUCAGUCAUUACAAAAACUUGUGAAUAGUUUCCUUUCAAAAAAAGAAUUUACAACACAAUCAUCCUAUUCAUCAGAUAAUGAUACUAUACUUCCAAAUAAACAACAUAACGUUUGGCAUAUAUGGUAUUCAUUGUUAGCCGAAUCGAAUAAUUUGGCAUUAUCACAUUUACGUGCAUCAGAUAAUCAACAAAGAUUGUCUACUGAACUCAAACCACUUAAAUCUCAGCGUCUGUCAGUCAAUAAACGUGUAUUUGAACAAUUAAAAAUCCUCCAAGGAGAUCUAGCUGCAUGUGUUCAAGAAAUGGUGAAAUCUCAUAAAGUUUAUGCAGAAGAAGAGAAACAAGCACAAGAAACUCGUUUAAAAACAUUGGCUGCUAAAGAAAAAAUUCAACGUCGAUCCACUGAUAUAUUCCAUUCCAUGGCGCAGUUACAUAGGAAUUAUGAUAAGCUCCUAGGUAAACGUCAGGCAUUUGAUUCCAGAUCAACUACUGCCAGAAAUGAAUAUCUCUUUCAACUGACCGCGAUCAAUGCUCACUUGAAACAUUACUUCAGUGAAGAUUUACCUGUUUUAGCAAAGACUUUGGAUGGAGAAUUAUAUGAAAAAUUAGGUGAAGUGUUUACAACUCUUUGUGAAAAUGAAAUUGAAUUCUGUACAAUUACACAAAAGCGAUUUGACAACCUUUUCAAAGAAUCCUCACAAAUUAACCGCACGAACGCUUGGGAAGAUUUUCUAAAAUUAUCACCACUUUUUAAUAAACCCGUUCAAUAUCAGUUUGAACCGAUUAAAGGAGACGAGACAACAAAGCUGUGCUCAGCUACAAAUGAAAGUAAUUUGGAACAAAUCGCACGUAAACUUUCGAGACGAUUGGUGAUACGCGAGAGAUGUAUUAAAUCAUAUGAGAAUGAAAUGAAAAUGUUACAGGCCGGUUAUGUUACUCCAGUGUCUAGUAUGAUGACUGGAUCUAAUAAUCAAAUGCAACAACAACAACCAACUAAUUCGGAAACGGAAAAUAAUAAUGAACUAUUAGCAUUCAAUCAAGAAUAUGUUGAGAAUAAAGUUGAAGAAUUACAAUUUGCUAUACGUCGUGAAAAGAUUGAACAAGUAAAAAUUGAAGCUUGUCUAUCAUUAUUACGUAACUCAUCCAUUGAUAUAAACGAAUUUAUUUCUGAAGCUCGUAUAGCCGCGGAAGCAGCAGCUGUUGCUGUGGCUGUUCAAUUAAAUAAUGACGAUUCAAAUAGUGGUUUGUUAAAUCAUUCCACACCCAAUCGGCGAUCGAUUAUUCGACCUUUAGGUGAAGGAAGUAGUGAUAGUGCAGCUAGUAGUUCCGGUGUAAAUCAAUUUAUUGAUCAUGAUUCCAGAUUAUUAAGUGAUUGGGAUCAUUCUUAUACACCGUAUGGAUCUGAGCUUUUAGGACGUAAUACAACAACUUAUCCUUUUCAAAGAAGUUUCAGUGUUGACGAUAAUGAUGAUGUCGAAUCAACUAAUCGACUUUAUAUAAAUGGGAUUAAUAAUUGGUCAUCUACUUUCCCUAGACCAUCAACCUCUGGCCAAAUGGAUAACUCCACUGAUAGAACUCCUCAUCCAACUUAUAGAUCAUCAUCUCAGACGAGCACAAAAUUGAAUUGUUUAAAUCAGAAUGAUUUAUUUCCAAAUAACAACGAAACGCGUGUAAAACACGAUUAUCAAAAUGUUUCACAAAUCAGUUCACGAACUCAUGACGACAUAACUGUCCAUAGAUCAACUAUUAAUAAUGAUAAGAAUAGUAAUAAAAGCCAUCCAAAUGGUACAUUGAAUUCAUUUUCAUCUAUACGUAUUGGUAGUUCCAAUAAUUUGACAAAUAAUAAAGACGAUAUAGAUUUUGAAGCCAUAUGGUCUGAAAAUAAUCGUUUGCGUCGAGCAACUGUUGUACAUGAGUUUAGAGCUAAAAAAUCUAAUGAAUUAGAUCUCGUCGUGCAUGAAACUGUUGUCUUAUUGAAUAACGAACCUCAAAAUGGAUGGAUAAAAGUAAGAAGUUUAAUAGAUGGAAAUGAAGGUUUGGUUCCGAUAAGCUACUUAAAACUAUCUAACAUAGAUGUGCCUAAACACAACUCGAAAAUCAUUAUGAACGGUGAUAAUAGUAAUCAAAGUAUCUCAACGCUGAAUACUAGAGGAAAUGACAUCCUUCAUUCUAAAUUAACUAAUUGUUCCGAAGACAUUGAUCAGAAAAACUCUAAGAAGCCUAAUCAAGUGGAUCCUACGUUUAUAUCCCUUCCUCCUGAAAUAGAUCCACCUCGACUUUUAUGCGCAGAUGAAGUUUCUAGUCAUGAAUUGUCCAAACCACCUCUUUCUGGUUCUUUUGUAAGAAGUUUAAUCGAUUUUCGCGGAACUAAUCCAGAUGAAUUAAGCUUUAAAGCUGGUGCAGUUAUACGUGUGAUUGGUCGUGCUCCUAAUAUUAACGAUCUAGUUAAUAAUUCAUCAACAGCGACCAGACGAGAUCAGUUAACUUCAAUAUCUGGCUAUAGUAUUGAUGAUGGUUGGUGGGAAGGUGAUCUUCUAGUGGCUGAAUCAAACAAAAAUGAUGAAGAUCAACAAUUUUAUUCUAUACGUGGUGUUUUUCCAUCAAUGCUAGUACAAUCACUUUCUUCUGUUGAUUCUGAGUUAUGGACGGUCCGAUGGAAUAAUAUUGUACCAUUGCCUAUAGGUAACUCAUUGGGAGAAAGUGAUAAUUCUGAAAACCAAAAUAAUAGCAAUAAAAAUAACAUUAAUUCUCCUAAAAUUAGUGCCAAACAGCUCCAUACAACUAUAAAUCAUCAUAAUAAUAACUUGGUUAAUAACUGUUCUGUUGAUGUUAAUAAAUUAAAAAAAAGUUGUCAUCCGAUAGAUGAAGAAGACUACAUACAACUGCAUUCAAAUGUAUUACCAUCAUCUCAAACAGUUCAAGUGAAAAGUUCAACUUGUCAAAUUCAUUCUAGUCCGUCAGAAAGUAUUAAAUUGCCACAUACUUUGUUGUCAGAUGAUACUAAACAUUCAGCGCCUAAUAAUCCUGUUACAAGUCGACAUCCUCAUCAAAACUCUCAAUGCUUGCAUCAUCGUCAUCAUAGUCGACAUCAUGAGUACAGCAAAACUGAUGAGGUGCCAAUAGCUGAGGUUUGAAUAGAAUUUCAUCUCAUUUACAAACAUGAUAGCAAUGCAUUUAUUUUUUACACUUUUUAUAUAAACUUCAGAUAUGUAAAGUAAUAUGAAAUCGAUUGUUUCCGGCUUGACAUUUUUUUGUUUAUUUUCAGUUUGUUAUACUUUCUGUAUACUUAUGUUCUUUUUAUUUGGACAGUAUUUUGUGCAUAUUUGUCCCUAUGCUAGGCUUUUUACCUAGGAAUGAACUUAUUUCUAUUUCAUAGAUAAUAAUGAAUUGGUCCACUGUUUUUAUUUGCAAACCUCUUUCCUUUAAACACUUGAUGUAUGCAUCAUAAUUAAACCUUAUUACAUUUGAUUGUUAUCUCACAGACCUUCAUUUUUGUCUGUAUUUUGAUGAUGUAACUUUUUAUUUUAGGUUUAGUCCUAUUGUAUUAAGUUACAAAGUGAUUGGUAGAGAUUUUUCUGUAGUCACCAAAAUACUAAAAUAUAGUGAAAAUAUCCAUCAAGUUAGAGAAUAGUUUGGAUGAAAA
Molecule: messenger RNA, 6979 nt
Organism: Schistosoma curassoni
Lineage: Eukaryota; Metazoa; Platyhelminthes; Trematoda; Strigeidida; Schistosomatidae
Source: the annotation of a GenBank genome assembly